This is a messenger RNA of Colletotrichum chrysophilum, 1428 nucleotides long. RefSeq lists its product as uncharacterized. The transcript is spliced from 4 exons. Gene Ontology annotation, biological process: transmembrane transport. The record is from RefSeq and is a predicted model, not a curated record. Gene Ontology annotation, molecular function: transmembrane transporter activity. The coding region runs from base 1 to 1428 and encodes 475 amino acids. NCBI's taxonomy places the organism in Eukaryota, Fungi, Ascomycota, Sordariomycetes, Glomerellales, Glomerellaceae. Gene Ontology annotation, cellular component: membrane.
AUGAGCUCCACGAUUCAGCCUGAUGAGGUCCGAGUCGACCAUGACGCGGCGGCAGCGACUCGGAAACAGGCCAAUGCCACUGUCGCUCGAUCGAAUGCCGACAAUCUUCGAGAUGACCCUGAAGCUAGGGCAGCGUUCUUGUCAACGUUCUCAGCCGACGAAGAGCGCAGCGUUUUGAACAAGAUCGACAAGAGGUUCUUGAUUAUUAUUGGUUUCAUGUACAUGAUCAAACAGGUUGGCGAAUCUCGAAACAUCAUGAAGGAGCUUAGUAUGACUUCUGAUCAAUACAACUGGGUUGGGUCUAUCUACGGAUGCGACAGAAUGUUCGAGGCGGGCAUGUUUCCAGGAGUUAUGGCCCAGCUAUCCAGCUGGUACCGCACCGAUGAAAUCGGCAAGCCCGUGACUUGGUUCUUCGCGACCUCGAACCUUGCAGGCAUCAUCGGGUCUCUGCUCUGUUAUGGCAUCAGCUACAUGAACGGCAUCGGUGGCCUCAGCGCCUGGAGAUGGGUAUAUCUACUCGAAGGGCUGGCGACGAUCGUUUUCUCAGGCGCUGUGUUCUGGUACCUACCUGAUUACCCAAAGUCUCCCCGAAGCGACCGAUGGUUUACCAAACGCGAGCAAGAGUUCAUUGAGGCUCGACUGCCAGAGAACGCGCCUCUCACCAACGAUCCAGACUUUUCCAAAAAAGAGAUCUUUGCGGUGCUGAAGACCCCACUCAUUUGGUCCUUCAUGUUGUCGCAAACAUUGAUCAACAUUGGCGGAUAUGCGCUCACGUGGUAUUUGCCGACGAUUGUCACCAACCUGGGGUUCGUGGGUUUGCCGAAGAACCAGCUGCUCAACAUUCCGCCAGCUGCAGCUGCCAUCCUUGGUCUCAUUUUCUCAGCCUGGUUCAUGUCGAAGGCCUACAUCGUCCGGCCCGCACUUAUCAUGAUCAUCAUGUCAGGCAUGGUUGUCUGCUUCGUCCUCUUCUUCACAAUUACCAACCGUUACGGAAUCUACAUAAGCUGCAUCCUCGGGACGCUCUUCUAUCAGUCAUACUUCAUUCCUUUCUGGGCAUGGAGAUCAGCCACACUGUCCGGGUCAACAGGCACCGCGUUCACUUUGGGGUUGCAAUCGGGUAUUGCGCAGCUUGGUGGUGUCAUCGGCCCGCAGCUGUUCCAAUCCAGGUUUGCAUACAACGGGUACAAGACCAGCUUUGCGAUCGCGGCCGCGACGACAAUCGCGUCUUUUGUGGGUAAUUUGUGGACCUGGUGGUUGACCCGAAACACUGAGUACGAUGUGAUGAGGGUAAGAAGAAAGAUCUUGAAGGCUAGAAAGCUUGGAAGGGUCAACUUCGACGAUGAUAUACGUAUUUUUGAGGAAAGGCGAUUUUAUGAUGGGAUUAAGCGCAACGGCAGAGAUGAAAGCGAAGCAAGCUCGCAGGCAUGA